Molecule: messenger RNA, 252 nt
Organism: Aspergillus chevalieri
Lineage: Eukaryota; Fungi; Ascomycota; Eurotiomycetes; Eurotiales; Aspergillaceae
Exons: 1
Coding region: 1-252 (83 amino acids)
Source: RefSeq, a predicted model, not a curated record
AUGACGUACUUCGAUGAAGAUGGAGAUGAGAUGUACCAUAAUUUACUUGAUGUAUUGUAUAAUGUUGCGAAGCCGGAGCAGAUUGGGCGGGGUAAGCCUCCGAGGGAUGGGUUUCGCGUGAUUGCUAAGGAGCUUCGUGGUGAGGAGCCGGAACGCCUUCAUCAUCUGAGUAUUCUGCAGGAUGAGUUUCGGGAUCUUGUGAAACUUGUCUUGGUGAUGCAAUUUGAUUUUAGGGGACUGGGUGAUCACUGA